CGGGGCUGCCGCAGGACCGGGAGGUGGCUCCUGCAGGGCCCGGAGGAUCGCAGGGCUCGGGUGUCACCCUCCAGAACCCUAGCUGCCUUCUCUACCACCAUGGAGAGCUUUCUGGCCCCUCGGAGCGAGCUGGUGCUGCAGCAGGGCCAGGCCCAGCUGCUCCUGGGGAAGGCAGGCGGACACUCCCGGAGGAAGAGGGAAUUCAUGCCGGACGACAAGAAGGACACCAUGUACUGGGAGAAGAGGCGCAAGAACAACGAGGCCGCCAAGCGCUCGCGGGAGAAGCGGCGCCUCAACGACGUGGCCAUGGAGAGCCAGCUGGCAGCGCUGAGCCGCGAGAACGCCGUGCUCAGGACCGAGCUGCUCUCCCUCAAGCUGCGCUUCGGGCUCCUCAGCCCCGAGCCCAGCCCCUACCAGGGUGGCCCCCUCGGGCUCUACCUCAGGGGGCACCGGGCAGCCUCACCCCUGCUGGGCAUGGAGCCUUUUGCUGGUGACUCCUGCUGCCCUGCCCGGAUGAGUUUUGUGCCCAAGGUGCUGGAACCAGCUGAGUUUCCUUGCAAAGACUUCAAGCCCUCCACAAACAUCCUCAGCUGUGACUCCAAAGCCAUUCCCAUGGACACACCUGGCCUCCAGCAACCAAAGAGAUUUGAGGAAUCUUUCAGCCCCAAAAGGUUUGAUGCACCCUUCAGCCCCACAGUUUACUCUCCAUUCCUCAGCUACCCCUGCCCAGACAAACACCCCUUCCCCUGCCCUUGGCUGGGCAGCCCCUGCUUCUUGUGCCCAUCCCCGGGCACCGCCGAGGCCAGGAAGGAGAGCAGCACCGCGGUGUCGGAUGAAGAUGACGAGCAACAAGUGCCCAAAACUUCUCCCGUGCUCUCCUGCAGCCUGCCCUGCCCCUCAGAAGAGCAGCUGAAGGGCCGGAGCUUCGCUGCCCUCCCACACAAACUCCGGAUUAAGAGCAAAGCCCUGGGCAGUCUGGAGGAGACUGGGCUGGACUCACACUGAGGCAGCACAGGAACGGCUGCUGCAGGGCCAGAGUGAGACAUUCCAAGGACACAAAGGGUUUGGAAGGAUGAGGUGAGAGGGAAAUGUCUUUUCCUCCAAAGAUGGAUGUAAUUUUCCUUGCUCAGUGUAGAUGCUGAGGGAGUUUCUGGGGCUGCAUCACUACAGCACAACUGCAGCUGGCCAGGACACUGCGGUCACCCCUCGGUCUCACUGGUGGCUCUGCUACCAAAGCAAGCUCAGACUGGAGGUGUGAAGGGGCAGGAAGAGGCCGAGCCAGUGGGGAUGGUCCUCAGACACUGACACCAGCACAGCUGACAGUGUUAUCAACCACUGGAGUGACAUUUGCUUCAUCACUGCCUUCAUCCUCACCAACGUGCCUGAAGUCAGAAUUCCCUGACACAGGAAACUGUUGAUGGAACUGGUUUCAGACCUCUCAGCUGUCUGGAGAAAAUAAAAAGGGGUUGUGACUCUGGGAGUGUGGAUUUACACUGGCAUGGAAUGAAAGCAGGACCUCCUGCACUUUAUUCCAGUUUAUCGUAAUUUACCCCAAGAGAGAACGAACUCUUUCUCUGUGACCAGACAUGCUGUGGUCCAGAAGAUAAUUUCAUUUAUCUUGCAACUGUUAUUACAGAAGACUAAAUAUUAUUUUUUUAAUUUUUAUUAUUGAAAUGCAAAAAAUAUUUUAGUUUUGCUUCUUUUAAAAAAGGCAUUUUCAAACCCACUCUUCGUGUCUUUGGGAACUCUUUAUUAAACAGGCACAAGCUGCACAUGGUGCUUGUAUUCCUGGAUCUGCUGGGACCCAGUCCUUGUCCAUCCUGCCUUCUGCCUGCAUUUCCUUCGGGAAAGCCUCAGGGAGAGCAGCCUCCUGCUUGGAGCUGUUCCUCAAUUUUCAAGCCAAAGAGAAUUCUCAGGGAUGCACUCCAGGAACAGCUGUAACUUCCUCUCCUCAGAUCUUUCUUGCUUUUUCUCUUUUCCCAAGAAAACGAUGAUCCUGAAGUUCUGAUGUUGCUCUGUCUGUCAGUCCCAAACAUUUUUUGACAAGUUGGACAAGACCAGCCCAACCUGAUGAUUCCAUUGGCCC
This is a messenger RNA of Poecile atricapillus (Black-capped chickadee), 2086 nucleotides long. RefSeq names its product NFIL3 like basic leucine zipper (gene NFILZ). Gene Ontology annotation, molecular function: DNA-binding transcription factor activity; DNA binding. Gene Ontology annotation, cellular component: nucleus. Gene Ontology annotation, biological process: DNA-templated transcription; regulation of DNA-templated transcription; circadian rhythm. The record is from RefSeq and is a predicted model, not a curated record. The transcript is spliced from 3 exons. NCBI's taxonomy places the organism in Eukaryota, Metazoa, Chordata, Aves, Passeriformes, Paridae. The coding region runs from base 100 to 1005 and encodes 301 amino acids.